Molecule: messenger RNA, 300 nt
Organism: Acytostelium subglobosum LB1
Lineage: Eukaryota; Evosea; Eumycetozoa; Acytosteliales; Acytosteliaceae
Exons: 1
Coding region: 1-300 (99 amino acids)
Molecular function (GO): actin binding
Source: RefSeq, a predicted model, not a curated record
AUGGAAGACAUUGACACAAUUGAUUCAUCUGCUCCUCCACCUCCUCCAAUGGGAGGUCCACCUCCUCCUCCACCUCCUCCUCCUCCAGGACCUCCUCCUCCUCCAGGACCUCCCCCUCCCUCUGCAAACCCAGGCAGGAAUGCUCUUUUGGGUUCUAUUCAAGGCUUCAACUCCUCCAAGCUCAAGAAGGUCAAGCCCAACGAUAAGAAGUCAGAUGGUAUGGCUUUGAAGAAGAUGAUGAUGAUGGUGAUGGCAGGCGGUGUUGGUUGUGGCGAGAAAUGGCGCAGAGUUCAGCAAUAG